Malaya genurostris is the source of this 1708-nucleotide messenger RNA. Its product is annotated as zinc finger protein 239-like. The coding region runs from base 865 to 1557 and encodes 230 amino acids. The record is from RefSeq and is a predicted model, not a curated record. The transcript has 2 exons. Lineage: Eukaryota; Metazoa; Arthropoda; Insecta; Diptera; Culicidae.
UCCAAACCAAUUCGUCAAUUUUCGCAUAGUAAUACCCUUCUCACUUAGCCAUGUAUCCAGAACCUUAAUUUUCACUUCCUUUUCAAUAAGCGACAUGUUUAAAACGCAGAAUUUCAACCGCACAAACAAGUAAACAAACUGACAGCCAAACGCACAGCAUGCUGUGAUCUGAGCAUAAAAAACCAACACAAAUACUUGCGUACAACACAAAUGUAUGUGGAUAGCUUAUUCGACGACACGACCAGACACUCCGAAGAAAAAUCGGAAUAAAAAGUGUUCGUGAGCGAUUUACCGCCAGUUACCACAAAUAUAGUGACCCCUUGUAUAUGAUAAAAAUAAUCUUCUUGCGCAACACUGUAUGAACUAGUUACCAAGGAGUUCCGUAGUAAAUAAACAAACAAUAAUGUUGAAUGAAUCGAAAAAGACUUAUUCCUGGUGAAAUCAAGGAAGAAUCGGAGAUAUCAGAAUCGAAACAAGCAUUUCGUGUCUAUGAUUUGAAGAGAAACAUUUAAUACGCAGCUGUUGUUACUUCUGUCCAGAAGACUGGUCCGGAAAAGGACGAACUAUGUCCGCCGUUAUUGUCGAUCGCCACGCGAGAUCUUGGAGAUAACACUGUCCAAAGGUAUUUUUCCAUCAUGCUUAACAUUUCAAAGAAUGGUUUGAUCUAGGGAUAUCAUCGUUUUAUGAAGCGAUGGGGCUAGCAAUGUUCACUUUUUUCCCAUAACUUGGAAGCAUUAAAUAACUAAUUUCAAGUCAAACUUUAUCCUUGCUAAUGUUCCAAAAGAUGCAGUGGAGAUUGAAAUUAAGGUGGAAGAAGAACUGGUUGAUUCAAGGACAAAGAACAUUGAUGAAGUUGAUUGCGGAAUGGCUUCUAAAAGUAAUGCUACUGAAAACAGCGAAAACAUGAACGUAUAUAUUCCUACUAGCAUUAAGACUAAACUUGAUUUUGGAGACCAUACUACAAAACAAAGUCGAUCUAACGGUGAACCGGGAUUUGAUGAUAUUGGUCUUACAAACUUCACCAAAUGUGUCAUAUGUGACCAACAGUUUGCCAAGCUGUUUAUUUUGAACGACACAUGCAAACACAUACCGAAGGAGCAUCGUAUUGUUGUGACAUUUGCAGGAAAAGGCUACAUCGAGAAAAGUGCUUGGAAGCGGCAUCAGUUUCGCCAUACAGGCCAGCAGCCUUACAAGUGCGUCCGUUGUGAAAAAAGUUUCGCUGACGAGUAUUGUUUAAAGCUGCACAUACGAACUCAUACCGGUGAACAGCUGUUCCGAUGCGAAUUUUGCAAUAAGGGCUAUUCCGUGAAGAGCUUACUGAUUCGACACCGGAGAUCUCACACCGCCGAACGGCCGUUCAAGUGUGAGAUAUACGGUGAAAGCUUUGCUGAUCAACAUUAUCUGGGAAUACACACGAAAGUUCAUACUGGUGAUCAGAAGUACAAGUGCAAAAUUUGUGGCAAAGGGUACAGUUCGAACUCCAAAAUUUUGGCUCACAUGAUGUCACACACUGGGGAGCAUCCACACAUAUCUGUGGUAGAAACUUCGACAGACUAAACGCUCUGUGAUAUCACAGUGUGGUGCACACAACUGAGCAGCAUUUCAAGUGUGAUAUCUGCGGAAAAACAUUUUCCCUCAUGGCACAGUUCAAGUGACAUUUAAAAUCUACUUCGCAUAUGAGAAUUUUUCGAUGGGCUAAGUAAGUGUA